Messenger RNA from Didymodactylos carnosus, 339 nucleotides. The record is from the annotation of a GenBank genome assembly. Lineage: Eukaryota; Metazoa; Rotifera; Eurotatoria; Philodinida; Philodinidae.
AUGUCACAUCGUGUUUGUGGCAAAAAAAUGGCACCAAAUUCUAUCAGAAAAUUUUUAAAAGAUAAUAAAUUAGAAUUAGAAACAAGAGGACAAGUGUCGAUCAAGUUAACGAAGGAAAAGACAUCGGUUGAUUAUAAGAAAAAUGGUGUUAAUUCCACACAGCACCAUACAAAAACACAUAUCGAUCUUGGAGAAGAUUCAAAACAAGUAAGGAAAGCAAAAGUACCUGGAGCAUUGAAAAGUUUAUUAUCAGUCGUUAUUGCUAAAACCAAUAAACCGGAAAAAAGAACAACAACAACUCAACGAGAUAGAAAACGGAAGCGUUUAAGACGACGAUAA